CAUCGGAUAAACAUGUUUGCGAAACUCGUGAUAUGCGCUGUGGUGGUCGCAGUGACAUCACUACCUCAAGGAUCACCGUCUAGAUCCUAUGGACUUCCCAGUGGAAGCUCAUCCGGCGGUUUCGGUGGAGUAGGUGGACCUGGAAGUGGAGCUGGAGGCAGUGGAGGAUUCGGAGGUGGAGCUCCUGGUUCGGGCAGUGGAGGAUUCGGAGGUGGAGCUCCUGGGUCAGGCAGUGGAGGAUUCGGAGGUGGAGCUCCUGGGUCAGGCAGUGGCGGCUUCGGCAGUGGAGCCACCGGAGGAUUUGGUGGUGGAGCCACUGGAGGAUUCGGAGGUUCCUCGGGAGGAUUCGGUGCUGGUGGUUCUGGAGCUGGAGCUUCAGGUCCUUUCAUUCCCAUCAUUACCGACGAACGCCAAGGUCCCGAUGAGUUCGGAAACUACAACUUCAACUUCGAAACUGCAAACGGCAUCAUUCGUGAGGAACAAGGAGCCCCACAAGGAGAAACUGGAGCCGUAGCACAGCAGGGUGCUUGGUCAUUCACCUUCCCUGAUGGCACUCCAGCUGACUUCAGCUUCGUUGCUGAUGAAAACGGUUUCCGCGUGGAGUCCGACCUUCUGCCCACUCCCCCUCCCCUCCCCCCGCACGCCAUCGCCCAGAUCGAGAAGGCUCGUCAGGAGGAUGCCGCCGCUGCAGCAUCUGGUGGCCGGCCAGGCUCUGGCUCUGGACAGUUCUCUGGCUCAGGCUUUGGCGCCGGCCAAUCAGGCUUUGGUUCAGGACAGUUUUCGGGAUCUGGCCAAUCAGGCUUUGGUACCGGUGCUGGCCAACCAGGAUUUGGUUCUUCUAGUGGCCAGUUCUCAGGUUCAUCUUCCUCCCAACAAGGACCCAGCACCGCCUAUGGUUACCCCAAAGUUGUGAUAUGCGCUGUGGUGGCCGCUGUGGCAUCACUACCUCAAGGAUCACCGUCUAGAUCCUAUGGACUUCCCAGUGGAGGUUCAUCCGGCGGCUUCGGUGGAGUAGGAGGUGGACCUGGAAGUGGAGCUGGAGGCAGUGGAGGAUUCGGAGGUGGAGCUCCUGGUUCAAGCAGUGGAGGAUUCGGAGGUGGAGCUCCUGGUUCAAGCAGUGGAGGAUUCGGAGGUGGAGCUCCUGGUUCAAGCAGUGGAGGAUUCGGAGGUGGAGCUACCGGAGGAUUUGGUGGUGGAGCUACUGGAGGAUUCGGUGGUUCCUCGGGAAGCUUCGGUGCUGGUGGUUCUGGAGCUGGAGCUUCAGGUCCUUUCAUUCCCAUCAUUACCGACGAACGCCAAGGUCCCGAUGAGUUCGGAAACUACAACUUCAACUUCGAAACUGCAAACGGCAUCAUUCGUGAGGAACAAGGAGCCCCACAAGGAGAAACUGGAGCCGUAGCACAGCAGGGUGCUUGGUCAUUCACCUUCCCUGAUGGCACUCCAGCUGACUUCAGCUUCGUUGCUGAUGAAAACGGUUUCCGCGUGGAGUCCGACCUUCUGCCCACUCCCCCUCCCCUCCCCCCGCACGCCAUCGCCCAGAUCGAGAAGGCUCGUCAGGAGGAUGCCGCCGCUGCAGCUUCUGGUGGCCGGCCAGGCUCUGGUUCAGGACAAUUCUCGGGAUCUGGCCAGUCAGGUUUUGGAACCGGUUCCGGCCAACCAGGAUUUGGGUCUUCUAGUGGCCAGUUCUCAGGUUCAUCUUCCUCCCAACAAGGACCCAGCACCGCAUAUGGUUACCCACAUGAGCAUCAGUCAGCCCGACCGCUUCAUCGGAUAACCAUGUUUGCGAAACUCGUGAUAUGCGCUGUGGUGGCCGCUGUGACAUCACUACCUCAAGGAUCACCGUCUAGAUCCUAUGGACUUCCCGGUGGAGGUUCAUCCGGCGGCUUCGGUGGAGUAGGAGGUGGACCUGGAAGUGGAGCUGGAGGCAGUGGAGGAUUCGGAGGUGGAGCUCCUGGGUCAGGCAGUGGAGGAUUCGGAGGUGGAGCUCCUGGGUCAGGCAGUGGAGGAUUCGGAGGUGGAGCAACGGGAGGAUUUGGGGGUGGAGCUCCUGGUUCCAGUAGUGGCGGCUUCGGCAGUGGAGCCACCGGAGGAUUCGGAGGUUCCUCGGGAGGAUUCGGUGCUGGUGGUUCUGGAGCUGGAGCUUCAGGUCCUUUCAUUCCCAUCAUUACCGACGAACGCCAAGGUCCCGAUGAGUUCGGAAACUACAACUUCAACUUUGAAACUGCAAACGGCAUCAUUCGUGAGGAACAAGGAGCUCCACAAGGAGAAACUGGAGCCGUAGCACAGCAGGGUGCUUGGUCAUUCACCUUCCCUGAUGGCACUCCAGCUGACUUCAGCUUCGUUGCUGAUGAAAACGGUUUCCGCGUGGAGUCCGACCUUCUGCCCACUCCCCCUCCCCUCCCCCCGCACGCCAUCGCCCAGAUCGAGAAGGCUCGUCAGGAGGAUGCCGCCGCUGCAGCUUCUGGUGGCCGGCCAGGCUCUGGCUCUGGACAGUUCUCUGGCUCAGGCUUUGGCGCCGGCCAAUCAGGCUUUGGUUCAGGACAAUUCUCGGGAUCUGGCCAGUCAGGUUUUGGAACCGGUGCCGGCCAACCAGGAUUUGGGUCUUCUAGUGGCCAGUUCUCAGGUUCAUCUUCCUCCCAACAAGGACCCAGCACCGCAUAUGGUUACCCAUAAGUGAACCAUUAUGCGACUUAAUAUCUGCUGCCGCUUGUGACCCAUCGAUAUCGUAAUAUUUUUCAGCCUUCAAUAUUGGAGAUGUAACAAUGACGCUUACUA
Molecule: messenger RNA, 2775 nt
Organism: Penaeus indicus
Lineage: Eukaryota; Metazoa; Arthropoda; Malacostraca; Decapoda; Penaeidae
Product: spidroin-1-like
Exons: 8
Coding region: 13-2673 (886 amino acids)
Cellular component (GO): chitin-based extracellular matrix
Molecular function (GO): structural constituent of chitin-based larval cuticle
Source: RefSeq, a predicted model, not a curated record